GUUUUUUUAUACAUAUAUGCACCGAACCUCUUCUUCUUCUCUUCCUCGUCUUCUCUCCUUUUAUAUAUGUGGAAAACUGCAUUUAUUAAGAACAGUUUAGAAAGUGUCAACCCCUAAAGGAAUGUUUUUAGUUUAGAGGAAAGAGAGAGAAGAAGAAGCAGCAGCAGAAGUUGUUAAUUUGAAGACUAUUUGAGGAAAGACACCUAUAUCUAAAUACUCAAAGUUACAAAAAUAUUACUUCAGAAAACAGUUCCAUUAGAGAGACUCAUAAAGCUUCUCAUGUAAGCCUCUCUUGUAAUUUAUUCUCAUAUACAGAAUACUGUUUUGUGCAUUUACUCUUCUUCUUCCUCCUCCUUUCAUAUGAUUAACAUUCAAUGCAAAAUUCUUGUAAAUUCAUUUUACAAUAGCUUAUCCAAAUUCUGCUACUUUUAUUAUUGUUUCCUCUCGCUGCGACAUUCUUUAUUUCUCAUCAUUUAAUGUUCUCUCCUCGUACAUCCUCUUUGUUCUGUCUUAAGAAUUCACCUACCAAACCAUUUAUUUCUCAUACCCACUUUAAGAUUUAGUAGAUUUUUGUUUUCUUGUCAAAAUGGUAUCCUAAAACUAAUCUCUCUUGUUUUUUUCUUUGUUGAAGCUAAUUAUGAGUGGAUUGAUGAGUUUUGGUGAAUUAGAAGACCAAUUUGGUCAGAUUUCAGACACUACUAUGGAAGAGAAGAUACCAUUUCUGCAAAUGCUUCAAUGCAUAGAACACCCUUUUACAACAACAGAACCAAAUCAGUUUCUCCAAUCACUUCUCCAGAUCCAAACCCUAGAAUCAAAGAGCUGUCUCACCCUUGAAACAAACAUCAAAAGAGAUCCGGGUCAAACAGAUGACCCGGAAAAGGAUCCAAGAACAGAAAACGGAGCAGUAACGGUCAAAGAAAAAAGAAAACGGAAACGUACAAGAGCUCCAAAGAACAAAGACGAAGUUGAAAACCAAAGGAUGACUCACAUUGCCGUCGAACGUAAUCGAAGACGACAAAUGAACGAACACUUAAACUCUCUCCGAUCUCUCAUGCCUCCUUCGUUUCUUCAACGGGGUGACCAAGCUUCGAUUGUAGGAGGGGCAAUAGAUUUCAUCAAGGAACUAGAGCAACUCUUGCAAUCUCUAGAAGCUGAGAAACGAAAGGAUGGAACUGAUGAAACUCCUAAAACGGCGUCGUGUUCUUCAUCUUCGUCUCUUGCAUGCACUAACUCUUCUAUUUCUAGCGUGUCUACGACGUCGGAAAAUGGAUUUACGGCGAGAUUCGGCGGUGGAGAUACGACAGAAGUGGAGGCUACGGUGAUACAGAACCAUGUGAGCUUAAAAGUUCGGUGUAAGAGAGGAAAACGACAGAUCUUAAAAGCUAUUGUCUCGAUUGAAGAACUAAAGCUUGCGAUUCUACAUCUCACUAUCUCUUCUUCCUUUGACUUUGUCAUCUACUCUUUCAAUCUCAAGAUGGAAGAUGGUUGUAAAUUAGGAUCAGCAGAUGAGAUAGCGACAGCCGUUCAUCAGAUCUUCGAGCAAAUCAACGGUGAAGUCAUGUGGUCAAAUCUUAGUCGAACUUAGUUGACUUUUGACUCCUAGUAACGUGUGUAAACUUUAGGUUACAAAGAAAAGGGACGUGAUAUAAAUAAGAAAAACCAAAGAGGUGAAAUUUUGGGAGUUUUAAUUAUUAUCUUAUACUUUUUGGAUUUUAGAUUAGUAGCAAACUCGCAGUGUUCUACGAUGACAUUAUUAUUGGUCACAUGAAGGUUUAGGUUAUUAUUGCCUGUAAUUUUUGAAUAUAAACUAACCUAUGAGUUCAGUUUGACCCCGAAAACGAAAAAAGUUAACCAUGAGUAAUAUUUACUUCCAUUUAUAAAUGUUUCC
Arabidopsis thaliana (thale cress) is the source of this 1888-nucleotide messenger RNA. Its product is annotated as basic helix-loop-helix (bHLH) DNA-binding superfamily protein. Gene Ontology annotation, biological process: guard cell differentiation; regulation of DNA-templated transcription. The transcript has 3 exons. The coding region runs from base 638 to 1585 and encodes 315 amino acids. The record is from RefSeq and is marked reviewed. Gene Ontology annotation, molecular function: DNA-binding transcription factor activity; protein dimerization activity. Gene Ontology annotation, cellular component: nucleus. Lineage: Eukaryota; Viridiplantae; Streptophyta; Magnoliopsida; Brassicales; Brassicaceae.